AUGGGCGUCACUUGUCUUGUUCGAUGGAAGAAUGCUACAGGCAUGCGUGAUUUCACCUUCAUUGCCGAACAUGUCACCAAGACGUUGCAUGGUAAGAAUACUGGUCCUUGGUCACUUUCUUUCAAAGUAUUUCGCGACAACAACCAAAACAGCAGACAAAUAGCACUCAAAGACAGCAAGUUGCUCUACCAGGUGUCGCUUGCACAACAGCCAGGUCAUGUAUACUGUAUGGUCGAUGGUAGCGUAGUGGUAGAAGCAGAAAAAGAAAUGGAGAUAAUUCUUUCACGUCUGAAGAAUCUAUGGCAGUUGAGACAAAGCGUUACGAUCGAGGGUACAAGCUACGAAAUUGGCGAUUUUACACUGAGAGUUGCCAAUAUUCUACUGGGAUCUACAUACAAAGGAUUACUGCUAGAGAUUGACUAUCAUCCAUGUACUACACCGAAUAAUGCCAGCAGACUGUUCCAAGAAUUUGUCGAAUCCAUCGUACCUCCAACAGCACAACUAUCCUGUGAAUACGAAUAUAACUACGAACAAGUUGGUCUCAGUAACAACGAAUUUACAACUGCUCAUACAAGCUAUCAAUACAUGCAACUGUUUAGAAAUGAUGGUCUAUUCUAG
Mucor velutinosus is the source of this 618-nucleotide messenger RNA. RefSeq lists its product as uncharacterized. The record is from RefSeq and is a predicted model, not a curated record. NCBI's taxonomy places the organism in Eukaryota, Fungi, Mucoromycota, Mucoromycetes, Mucorales, Mucoraceae. The transcript has 4 exons. Gene Ontology annotation, biological process: regulation of transcription by RNA polymerase II. Gene Ontology annotation, cellular component: mediator complex. Bases 1 to 618 code for a protein of 205 amino acids. Gene Ontology annotation, molecular function: transcription coactivator activity.